Messenger RNA from Cylicostephanus goldi, 312 nucleotides. The record is from the annotation of a GenBank genome assembly. NCBI's taxonomy places the organism in Eukaryota, Metazoa, Nematoda, Chromadorea, Rhabditida, Strongylidae.
ACGGAAAUAUCUUUCAAUAUUUUCGGGUAGAGAUUCUAGAUCAGUUUUCGAAAAACUUUGGCUAAAUCGCCAUUUACAGAUUGAUUUCACUUGCUGUACAUUGCCAUUUGGUUGCGUUUCCCUGAUUGUCUCAUUACCGCGUACUGCAUUUCGAUUAGGAGAAGGAAUCGAAGCGCAGGUAACUGUGAACAAUCGGACGAGGAAGGGAUUGAAAGAAUGUGCUCUUCAAUUAUGCAUGAAAACUCAAUUUGAAGCUAUGAGCAGGAAAGGAAAAGGUCUGCUUGUGAUAUUCUUGAUAUUCAUCUAUUAAAA